Messenger RNA from Vitis riparia (riverbank grape), 351 nucleotides. Its product is annotated as putative disease resistance RPP13-like protein 1. The record is from RefSeq and is a predicted model, not a curated record. Gene Ontology annotation, biological process: defense response to other organism. Bases 1 to 351 code for a protein of 116 amino acids. The transcript is spliced from 2 exons. NCBI's taxonomy places the organism in Eukaryota, Viridiplantae, Streptophyta, Magnoliopsida, Vitales, Vitaceae. Gene Ontology annotation, molecular function: ADP binding.
AUGGCUGGCGCAGGCAAGACCACACUGGCUCAGCUCCUCUAUAAAGAUGAGAGAGUGAAGAAACACUUCCCCUUGAAAGCGUGGCUUGAACUGGAAGAGAGCCUAGGUGACCAGAAGCUUCUGCUUGUUCUUGAUGAUGUUUGGGAUGAAGGUUGCAUGGAAUGUGAUCAGUUACGUACUCCACUUGUAGCUGCUGGGCUGGGCAGCAAGGUUGUUGUGACUACUCGGAGUAAAGGUGUUGCAACAGUCAUGCAUGCAGUUCAGACUUAUCCUCUUGGAGAAUUAUCCCCAAAAGAUUACUGGUCCCUUUUUACAAAAUUUGCGUUUGAAGAUUGUGGACAAGUGCCAUAG